AUGAGAGAUUCCAAAGAAACAGUUCAAGAGCUCUGCCUUCGACUAGAAGAGUCUACAAAACUCAAAAAGAAUGGUCGAUGCAGGAAAAACACAUAUGCAGCCAAGAACAAUGCAAACGUAUUGUUAGAUUCAUGGAGGUUCCAAGACUACGACUACGGCACUGGUAAAGUGAAACUUCCCAUUGAAGCAAGGGGUUUGUUCACCUACAAUAACGACACCAUAAUAGUCCGAGGUUACGAUAAGUUUUUCAAUGUCGGCGAAAAAUCAUUUACCAAGGAGGAGUACCUUUGUAAGCACACAGUGGGACCUUACGAUGUCACGUUAAAAGAGAAUGGGUGUAUCAUAUUCAUCAGUGGGCUUCCCACAGGAGAGAUUGUUGUUUGUUCGAAACAUUCCACGGGAGAACGAGACGACAAUACAACAAAGAACCAUGCAAUUGAGGGUGAAAAACAGCUUAGACUGCAAAUCGGCGACGCCAGACUCGGCGAGCUUGCAAGGUACUUGUAUGAAAACUCGUUGACCGCCGUUGCCGAGCUUUGCGAUGACGAAUUUGAAGAACACGUGCUUGCAUAUCCAAAAGAAAAGGCUGGUCUUUACAUACACGGGUUGAAUCACAACACAGUCAAAUUCCAUACCGUUCCUAUUGCGGAAGUUGAAAAAUUCGCACACGAGUGGGGGUUCAAAUUUGUUGAAACACUUCGAAUAGAGGACACCGCGAAUUUGUUUAAUUUCUUGCACAAGUGUGCAGAAACGGGAACUUAUAACGGAAGAGAAGUUGAAGGGUUCGUUAUCAGAUGCAAGAAACUACACGCGCUAAACACGAUACUGAAGAAAGAGGCAAAUACUGGCGCGGUUGCCACCUCAACGAGUCAAGAUUUGAAACAAGAACUUAAUCAAGAACUUAAUCAAGAACUUAAUCAAGAACUAAAUCAAGAGCAGGAGAGUGAAGAUUUUUUCUUUAAAUACAAGUUUGAAGAACCAUAUUUGCUUUAUAGACAAUUCAGAGAGGUGACGCGACAAAUGCUUGACGGUAAAACCAUAGAGUCGAUUCCACUCAAGAAACACCAAUAUGUCACCAGACAGUAUCUCAAGUUUGUAGCAAAUUUGUUUGUACAACAACCACAAUUGAAAGAGGAGUUCUCCCAGAACCAUGGUAUAAUUAAAGUGAGGCAAUUGUUUCUCGAGCACUCACAAACGAGCGGAAUGAAUUUGCUUGACCUUGAUAAGGCAUUAACGGAGGCGGCAAAAAAUAAUAUGGACGAAAGUGAAAGAACCAAAUUUGUGUUUGUUCCCAUCUCGACUAUUGGGUGCGGGAAAACAACAGUUUUCCACACACUCAAACUAUUAUUUCCAGACUGGGGACACGUGCAAAACGACGAUAUACCGCGUAAUGCCAAAUUGAAGAUUGUGGACCGUGCUUUGCAGUUGUUGGCGGAUAGCCCAGCUGUUUUGUUUGAUCGAAACAAUUCAUCUUUGCGAGAAAGAAGAGAUAUUUUCAAAAUGGUUGAUGAAAAAAGGUCAAAUUAUCUAGAUGGUAUGUUUGUGAUAAAGUAUGUGGCAUUAAAUUUUGUUCCCAGCGAAACAACUGAUGAUGAGCUAUGGAAUAUCACGUUUGGUAGAGUCAAAGAGAGAGGCGACAACCACCAACUGAUCAAAUCUGGUAGUGAUGAGGAGUUGGCAAGAAAAGUCAUGAUGAGCUUUAUCCAUAGAUUCCAGCCACUUGAUGCGGACAAGUUACCCGAUCUGCAGUUUCAUCAUGUUAUAAACUUAAAGUUGGCAAAGAACUCGUCAUUGGAGAAUGUCAAAAUUAUCAUUCAUAGCUUGGCAAAGGCGUUCCCAAAGCUUAUGCCAACUCUGAAAGUACCAUCCGAAGAGCUGAUUGAGAUGGCGUUCAGAGAAAGUUUGGCUUAUCAACCGUCAUUUACCAAAAAUAUGGGUAAUAAUGUUGUUGGCAACGAUCAGCAAAAGAAGAAGAAAGAGCCAACUUUUUAUGGUAUUGGUGUUGGUCGCCAUCAUAUUGUUUCAAGCUUAGAGCAAAUUCUUGAAAAUGAGGAGUAUAUCAACCUCCAAAAUGGUGGUUAUGUGCAAGAGGAAUUCCAUGUAACUUUGGCGCAUAUUGCCAGCUCGAAAUUACCAGGAAAUAAACCAAAAUGGAAGAAUUUGGUGAAGCUACUUGGGGUUGGCGAGUCGAAUAGCGGAAGAAACAAGUUGGAAUUUUCUGCCGACUUGAAAUUACGUCAGAUUGUCAUCAAUAAGGGGAAACUCAUCUGUAUUGCAUGCGAGAUUGAAAAUGUUUACAACAACGAGAAGAAAAUAGUUGAGAUUGAGCCACUUAACAAAUUUUUCCAUGUCACCGUAGGAUGUUUUCCACCGGUAAAGGCAGUUGAAUCAAACGCUACGUUGUCUGAACUUUACGAAGUACAAGGAGCUUUCCCAAAAGAUGGCUCUUAUAAUAUUGGUGAAGACAAAAUCGAGGUGGUAAAUAUUACCACGGAUCUUUGCAUUACUAACCAAAAUCUAUUUGCAUUCUUUUAG
Molecule: messenger RNA, 2535 nt
Organism: Lodderomyces elongisporus
Lineage: Eukaryota; Fungi; Ascomycota; Pichiomycetes; Serinales; Debaryomycetaceae
Gene: LIG1
Product: tRNA ligase
Exons: 1
Coding region: 1-2535 (844 amino acids)
Biological process (GO): tRNA splicing, via endonucleolytic cleavage and ligation
Cellular component (GO): nucleus
Molecular function (GO): phosphoric diester hydrolase activity; RNA ligase (ATP) activity; ATP binding
Source: RefSeq, a predicted model, not a curated record